CCGGUGGGCGGGGCCGCCGCGCUCAUGUGACGCCGCGGAGCCGCCGCCGCCACCGCUGUUGGAGGUCCCGCCGCCGCCAUGGUGCUGUGCCCGCUCGCCUUGCUCCUGGCGCUGGGCGCCACCGUCCUGGCCGAGCCCCUCCGCUUCGUCGACUGCGGUUCCAAAGACGGCAGCAUCCAAGAGGUGAACGUGAGCCCCUGCCCCACGCAGCCCUGUCUGCUCCAUAAGGGAACAUCCUACAGCAUCAAUGUCACCUUUGCCAGCAAGAUCGAGAGCCAGGGCAGCAAAGCAAGGGUAUACGGUGAGAUGCUGCACGUGGACAUACCCUUUCCCAUUCCUGAGCCUGAUGGAUGCAAGUCUGGAAUCCAGUGCCCCAUUCAGAAGGGCCAUUCCUACAGCUACCUGAAUAAACUCCCUGUGAAGAGCGAGUACCCCAGUAUUAAACUGAUUGUGAAGUGGGAGCUGGUGGAUGACCAGGACCAGAUGUUGUUCUGCUGGAAGAUACCAGUACAGAUCACCAGCUGAGGAGCCCUGCCAUUAGUAGGGCUUGGGGAGGGGAAAAACAGAAGAGAACACAGGCCAAAUUCUUUUUAUAUAAUAAGCAUUUCUUACUGCUUUCUUCAGAGCUCUGCAGCCUCUGAGCAGCCAGUACUGCAUUCCUGCAAGGUCAGCCAUGGGCAGAGGGCUCUUGCCCCGUUUAGAGCCCCCCGGGGUGUUCUCACAGCAGCUCAAGGGGGAGCAGUGUCUGCUGUAGGAGUGACUGAGCGUCAUCUUCCACCCGCUUUGCGGAGGCACUUUAGUUGUUCGAAAUGGAGCUGUCUGUCCUUGAAAAGGAAUAUCUCUGUGAUGAACCUGGCUAGUAUUUGAGCUGCUACCUGGUAACCCUUCAGUGCCUCUUCUAGAAUGCCGGCUGCAUCCACCCUCCUGUGCUUCUGCUCUGUCGUGACCAGGCUGCCCCUGGGAUCUGCGUUUGCCAUCCAUGCAGCUGAAGGAGAAGAGACUUCCUGAGCUGACAGCCUGCUCUGUCCUGGGCCCCUGCUCAAGCCAGCAGGACUGCAGCUGAGAAAACUUCCUUUUUGUGGAUGCAAAGCUAAAUGGCGUUCAACAUCUCUGCAGGGAUGAUUCUUUCUCUAACCAAUUGUUUGCACUACUACUAACUCGGAGCUGCUGGGAGCUCCUGAAUCUCUUUUUAUAACUUUUAAUAAAGGCUAGAUAAAAUCUG
Molecule: messenger RNA, 1222 nt
Organism: Grus americana (Whooping crane)
Lineage: Eukaryota; Metazoa; Chordata; Aves; Gruiformes; Gruidae
Gene: NPC2
Product: NPC intracellular cholesterol transporter 2
Exons: 4
Coding region: 79-525 (148 amino acids)
Biological process (GO): intracellular cholesterol transport; cholesterol efflux
Molecular function (GO): cholesterol binding
Source: RefSeq, a predicted model, not a curated record